Messenger RNA from Caenorhabditis angaria, 2896 nucleotides. The record is from the annotation of a GenBank genome assembly. Lineage: Eukaryota; Metazoa; Nematoda; Chromadorea; Rhabditida; Rhabditidae.
AUGCCCACCAUUGCUCAUAUUAAACCUCACCUAACCUUCCGACUUCUGCUAACUUCCAUAAUCUCAACUUUUGCCGGUGGAAUUCAUUUUGGCUAUCAAUUAUCGGUUCUCAAUCCGAUUUCCGAGAUUUUAAAAGAUUUUUUGGAGGAGAAUUUGAGAAGGUGAGUGGGCCUGAAAAGCCUGAAUGGCCUGAAAUUGCACAUUUUUUGAGUCUAGAUAAGCCCAGAUCUGAAAAUUGCGAAUUUUUCGAGUCUAGAUAAGCCUGGGCUUGAAACAAGGCCUUCUAGGCUAAUUUGGUAUCAAAAAACGUGAAAUUUCGAGCUUAGCAUGAGCAAUGCUUGCCACGUGUCAAAAUUUUUUGUCUUCAGAAAAUACAAUGUGAUUUUGUCGCUGGAGCAGCUCGACACAAUUUGGUCGUUUUUGGUGGGCUCAAUUUUCCUGGGAGCUCUCGCCGGCUCCUCAUUUGCCACGUGGUUUUUGACGCGGAUUGGCGCGCGGAAAACAUUGCUGGUGGCGGCUGUGGUGAGUUUUUUGCGGUUUUUUUUAGGUAUUGCUCAUGUUAGGCUUCAAAUUUCACGUUUUUUGAUACCAAAUUAGGCUACAAGGCCUUUUUCAAGCCCAGGCCUAUUUAGGCUCAAAAAUCCGCAAAUUUUCAAGCAUUGCUCAUAUUAGGCCUGAAAAUUUCACGUUUUUUGAUACCAAAUUAGCCUAGAGGGCCUUUAGGCUUAUCUAGACUCAAAAAUCUGCAAAUUUCUAGGCAUUGCUCAUGUUAAGCUUCAAUUUUCCCGUUUUUUGAUACCAAAUUAGCCUAGAGGGCCUAUUUUCAAGCCCAGGCUUAUCUAGGCUCAAAAAAAACGCAAAUUUUCUAGGCAUUGCUCAUAUCAACACCCCUUUUCGGCCUGGCUUAUCCAUUCGCGGCCCCCGAACUUCUUCUAAUCUCCAGGCUUCUCUCAGGCUUUGCAAUCGGGCUUGGUUGCACGGCCCAAUCGAUUUUCCUGGUCCAAAACUCGCCCGUGGAAUUUCGCGGCGUCACAAAUUCGAUAAGCGGCGUCGCCUCAAACUCGGCCUUCUUCCUGGGCUCAUUUCUAGGCCUUCCGGGCUUUCUGGGCCGGCCCGAUUUGUGGCCUUUUAUUUUCUACGUGGAAAUUGGGCCGUGUUUGGUGCAUUUGUUGGUGAAUUUGGUGUAUUUUGAAGAGAAACCGGAGAAAUGCCACGUGGCAAAGAAUUCAGAAGCGGAGCUGGGGCUGCUCGCAAUUCUGAAAUGCCGUGUUGGAUUUCGAGCCCUGAGCUUGGCUGGAGCUCUCAAUUUCGCAGUGGCUUUUAGGUAACAAACAUUUUCAAUCAUUGCUCAUGUUAAGCUUCAAAUUUCACGUUUUUUGGUACCAAAUUAGCCUAGGGGGCCUUUUUUUCAAGCCCAGGCUUAUCUAGGCUAAAAAAAUCCGAAAAUUUUCAAGCAUUGCUCAUAUUAGGCUUCGAAUUUCACGCCUUUUGAUACAAAAUUAGCCUAGAGGGCCUUUUUUCAAGCCCAGGCUUAUCUAGGCUCAAAAAAUUGCAAAUUUUCGCGCUAAAACCCUGCCACGUGGCAAAUUGUUUCAGCGGCAUCACAGCGCUCUCAUUUUUCGGUGCAACUUUGUUGCGCCAAGUCGGAUUUGAUGACGUGGAUUCGAAACUCAUCAAUUGUCUCUCCGUUAUUCCAACAAUCAUUUCAUCACUUAUCGCAACUCUGAUUAUCGAUCGAGUGAGUUUUGGGGGGCCUGGAAAAAGGCCAGGCCUGAAAUUCCAGGAUUUUUCAAGUCUAGAUAAGGGCCAGGCCUGAAAAUUUGGGAUUUUUUGAGUCUAAACAUGUCUAGACCCAAAAAACGUGGAAUUUUCGAGCCUAGGCUUAUCUGGGCUCAAAAAAUCCCAAAUUUUCAGGCCUGGCCUUUCUCGGGCCCCCCAAAAAAUCCCAAACCCAAUUUCAGAUCUCUCGUCGCACUUUGCUCAUCUCUUCCCUUCUAAUUCUGGCCAUUCUGAACACAUUGCUCAUGUUAAUCAUCAUUUUUUCCGAUGUUUUUUAUACGGCUCUCGCCUGGAUAUUUGUGGCCAUUUUUAUUCUCUUUAUUUUCAUAUUCAGGUAGGGUUACUGUAGCUAGAACUGCAAGAACUACUGUAGUUGAAAAACUCCGACUGCAAGGAUUACUGUAGCUGGAACUGCAAGGAUUACUGUAGUUGAAAAUCUCAUUCUGCAAGGACUACUGUAGCUAAAACUGCAAGAAUUACUGUAGCUAGAACUGCAAGAAUUACUGUAGCUAGAACUGAAAGGAUUACUGUACCUAAGACUGCAUGGAUUACUGUAGUUGAAAACCUCAGACUGCAAUGAUUACUGUAGCUAGAACUGCAAGGAUUACUGUAGUUGAAAACCUCGGGUAGAUUUAGUUCUAGGGUUACUGUAAUUCUCGAACUGCAAGGAUUACUGUACCAAAAUGCUUAUGGCUAAGCCUAAAAAAGUAAGCCUAAAAAAAAGCCUAAGCCUAAUCCUUCCAGCAUCGCAAUUGCGCCAAUCUCAUUCUUCCUUGGCGCAGAACUUGCACCCACCCAAAUGACGUCACAAAUUCAAUCGAUAUCCAUCGGAAUACAGUACCUGGGCUCAUUUCUGAGCCCAAUUUUCUAUAUGAAAUUGCAUUUUUUGAUGGGACCAAGUGCUUUUUUGAUUUUCAUUGUUCCACUUUUGGUGACCGCCGUGUAUUUUUACUUGUAAGUUUUUUUUCGGCCCAAAAAAUCCACGUUUUUUGAGCCUAGUCAUGUUUAGGCUCAAAAAACCCCAAAUUUCAGGCCUGGCCCAUUUAGGCCCCCAAAAUUCGAAAUUUUCCAGCUAUCUUCCGGAAUCUCGCGGAAAAACGUCACAACAAAUCAGUGA